GCUCGCGCCGCCGUCCGGGCAGCGUGCAGAGCUCUGCGGGCGCGGAGCGAGGGAGCGGCGCCCGGCGGGGGCGCACCCGGGAACGCGGGACUCUCGGGCGGGCGGCGUGGGCGGCGGACCCCGGCGGGUGCGCGGGGCGGGAGCUGCGGCGGGCGUUGCGCCCCGGGCUCUGCCUCCCCGGCACUUGCCUGGUUCUUGCGCGCUCCUGGCAGCCGCCCCGCCGCUGACAUACAGUAGCGGGGACACCCGACGCCGCUAGCGACAAGCGCGUCCCUGAGGGACACUGCACUUGGGAACUCCGGCGCGACGGGCCAGGAAAGGAAAGGAAAUGUUCAAACUGGAUUUCUAAGUCAUUUCAAGUCAGUGAUGGAUCAGAAGUUGCAACCCCAAAUGGCAGUCUUCAAAAGAAUUGCUUUAAAUAACAGAGGAAAGAAAAUUGAUCUACCACUCUAAAAACCUGAUCUAGAAAAACAUUGCACAUGACAGGAAGUAAAAACUAGGGAAAUUCAUCUGGCUUUUAGUGUACCUGAGUCAAAGGAACUGUCUCUUUGUUUCUCAGAGGAAUUUUACAUCUGAGACCAUUUUAAUAACCAACCGUUUUAUCUUGACAUGAUCCCCAGGGAGGAGAAACAGAGCUGUAGGUAAAGCCUGUGUGCUGGUCAAGAUGACUUCUGAAGAAAUGGCAGCUUCUGUUCUCGUACCUGUAACUCAGAGAAAAGAGGUGUCUUCAAAAUCUGCUGUAGAUGAAACUAGUGAAAAGGUCUCGGACGUCAGUGUUCCAAAAACACACACUUUCAGGCAGAGUGGGCAGACUUCUCAUACCAUCUCAAAACUGAACAAACUUAAAGAAGAAUCUUCUGGAAGCAACUUGUCUAAGAUUCUCUCAAUCUCAAGAGAGAAAAUAAUGAGUGAUGAGAACUGUAAUGAAAAGUGCUGGGAGAAAAGCGUGCCACAUUCUGUGGAAAACCUUAACUGCAACAUCAUAUUGGAAAAUGAUCUGCGUGGUCUUCCUCAGAGCCAGUUUUAUGAAACAUGUGACUCUGUCACAGAGGAAACUGGAAUUUCUUCUUCACUGGAAAGAAAAGUGUUCCCUGGAAUUCAACUGGAAAUAGAUGAACCUCCCAUGGCCGUUAGUCCCUUAGGAAAUCAGUCGGCGAUCACAGAGACUGGUAGGGCACACCCCGAGAGCAAAGUGGAGCUAUUUCACUUUCAAUACAAACUUGACAGAAGAAUGCCAGAUACUUUCUGUACCCUAUCAGAUAACUUGAUUUUGGAUGAUUGUGGAAACUGUGUUCCGCUGCCUGAUGUUGGUGGGGAACAAAAGAAAAAUUAUAUGGCAUAUACUUGUAAACUAGUACAGUUGGCAAAAAGCUGUGAUAAUGAGAAUGGGCAGCUACAGUGUGAUCAUUGUGAUACCUUGAAUGAUGAAUACUUGUGCUGCGAAGGUUCCUGCCAAAAGGCCAGUGUGGUACGUUCCAGUGACAGCUUUUGCAGGGAGAAUUUUACUGAUAGUACAUCUUCCAAGACCUUUCUGAGCCAUUUUGAAGACUUCCCUGAUAAUUGUGAAGAUGUAGAAGAUUUGCUGAGAAGUAAAAAGGAGCGGUCCACUUUGCUAGUGAGAAGAUUUUGUAAAAAUGACAGGGAAGUUAAGAAAUCUGUGUAUACUGGGACAAGGGCAAUUGUGAGAACUCUACCUUCUGGUCACAUUGGACUGGCAGCUUGGAGUUACAUUGAUAUGAAGAAAAGUGGUCUCUUAUUGCCUUGUGGGAGAGUAACGGGCCAGCUGUCAACAGUGGUGGUCAGGCAAGAUGGAAGCCAAAGUCUGCCAGAAGCCCAGUGGUAUUCGAUCUACAAUGCAGUGAGAAGGGGAGAAGAAGCAGAAGAUACAAUUGGAUCUCUUCUUCAUUUCUUCACAAAGCUCCCAGUCUCUGAGACAGCCCCUGAAAGGAUUAACGUUGGUCCCUGCUUAAAGCAAUGUGUCCGAGACACCGUAUGUGAGUAUCGGGCUACCCUCCAAAGGACUUCCAUAUCUCAAUACAUCACUGGUUCUCUCCUAGAAGCAACCACAUCUUUAGGAGCAAGAAGUGGCCUUCUCAGUACUUUUGGAGGAUCCACCGGACGAAUGAUGCUGAAAGAACGCCAACCAGGCACCUCUAUGGCCAAUUCCAGUGGCCUCCCUUCAAGUUCAGCUGGGAUCAGCAAGGAACUGAUUGAUCUGCAGCCCCUCAUCCAGUUUCCUGAGGAAGUUGCCAGUAUCCUGAUGGAGCAGGAGCAGAAUAUUUACCGAAGGGUCUUGCCAGUUGACUAUCUUUGCUUCUUGACCCAGAACUUGGGCACUCCGGAGUGUCAGAGGUCCCUGCCCUGCCUCAAAGCAUCCAUCUCAGCAUCCAUUCUUAACUCCCAGAAUGGAGAGCACAAUGCCCUUGAAGAUCUUGUAAUGAGAUUUAAUGAGGUGAGCUCCUGGGUGACAUGGCUGAUCCUCACGGCGGGCUCCAUGGAGGAGAAGCGGGAGGUCUUCUCAUACUUGGUGCAUGUGGCCAAAUGCUGCUGGAACAUGGGCAACUACAACACUGUCAUGGAGUUCUUGGCUGGCCUCAGAUCAAGAAAAGUUUUAAAGAUGUGGCAGUUCAUGGACCAGUCUGACCUGGAGACCAUGAGAAGCCUGAAGGACGCCAUGGCUCAGCACGAGUCCUCCUGCGAGUACAAGAAGGUGGUGACUCGGGCGCUGCACAUCCCUGGCUGUAAGGUGGUUCCGUUUUGCGGGGUGUUUCUGAAGGAGCUCUGCGAGGUACUAGAUGGAGCCUCCGGCCUGGUGAAGCUCUGCCCAAGAUACAAUUCCCAAGAGGAAGCUCUAGAGUUUGUAGCUGACUACAGUGGACAAGAUAAUUUUUUACAACGUGUGGGACAAAAUGGCUUAAAGAAUUCGGAGAAAGAGUCCACCGUCAACAGCAUCUUCCAGGUCAUCAGGAGCUGCACCCGGAGUCUGGAGACGGAGGACGAGGACAGUGCCAGCGAAGGGAACAGCUCAAGGAAAAACUCCUUGAAGGAUAAAGCUCGAUGCCAGUUUAUAAUUGGAGAUUUGCUGGAUACAGAAAAUGACAUCUUUGAGCAGCCCAAAGAAUGGGACCCUCAUGGACUAGAAGAGCCACAGAAGGCCUUCGACCAUGGGACGGAGCUCAUCCCGUGGUACGUCCUGUCCGUCCGAGCUGAUGUGCACCAGUUCCUGCUGCAGGGGGCCACAGUUAUCCACUAUGACCAGGACACACACCUCUCGGCCCGCUGCUUCCUCCAGCUCCAGCCUGACAAUAGCACCUUGACCUGGAUAAAGCCCACCACUGCCUCCCCAGCCAGUGCUAAAGCAAAACUUGGUGUGCUUAGUAACACAUCUGAACCUGGCAAAUUCCCAUUAUUGGGCAACGCUGGAUUAAGUGGCCUGGUGGAGGGGGUCUUGGAUCUGUUUUCAGCAAAGGCUGUGUACACGGGACACCCUAGCAUUGAUAUACACACUGUGUGUGUUCAGAACAAACUGAGUAAUGUGUUUCUCUCAGAGACCGGAGUGACACUGCUCUAUGGGCUUCAGACCACUGACAAUAGAUUAUUGCACUUUGUGGCACCGAAGCACACAGCUAAGAUGCUCUUCAGCGGGUUGUUGGAACUCACUAGAGCUGUGAGAAAGAUGAGGAAGUUCCCUGACCAAAGACAACAGUGGCUGCGGAAACAAUACGUCAGCCUCUAUCAGGAGGAUGGACGGUAUGAAGGCCCAACUUUGGCUCACGCUGUGGAGCUGUUUGGUGGCAGACGGUGGAGUACCCGAAACCCUAGCCCUGGGACAUCUGCAAAGAGCGCCGAGAAGCCCAACAUGCAGAGGAACAACACCUUGGGCAUCAGCACCACCAAGAAAAAGAAGAAAAUCCUCAUGAGGGGGGAGAGCGGAGAGGCGACCGACGAUGAGAUGGCCACUCGAAAGACCAAAGUGCACAAAGAGUGUCGCAGCUGGAGCGGUUCUGACCCUCAAGACAUUAAUGAACAAGAAGAAUCAGAGGCGAAUGCCAUCACAAGCCCGCCUAACCUUCUCCCUUCCAGAAGAGCCCACUCUCUGACCACGGCUGGGUCCCCUAACUUGGCUGCUGGGACGCCAUCUCCCAUCAGGCCAGUGUCCUCCCCUGUGCUGUCUUCAAACAAGAGCCCGUCCAGUGCUUGGAGCAGCAGCAGCUGGCACGGGCGCAUCAAAGGAGGAAUGAGAGGCUUUCAGAGCUUCAUGGUUUCCGACAGUAACAUGAGUUUCGUUGAAUUUGUUGAGCUGUUCAAAUCCUUCAGUGUAAGGAGCCGCAAAGACCUGAAAGAUCUCUUUGACCUCUACGCUGUGCCCUGCAACCGACUGGGCUCUGAGUCAGCCCCACUCUACACCAACCUAACCAUUGACGAAAACACCAGCGGUCUUCAGCCUGACCUAGAUUUGUUGACAAGAAAUGUCUCGGAUUUGGGGUUGUUCAUUAAGAGUAAACAGCAGCUGUCAGACAGCCAGAGGCAGAUCUCUGAUGCCAUUGCUGCUGCAAGCAUCGUGACAAAUGGCACUGGGGUCGAGACCACAUCCCUGGGCAUAUUUGGGGUUGGCAUACUUCAGCUCAACGACUUUCUAGUGAAUUGCCAAGGAGAACACUGCACUUAUGAUGAAAUCCUCAGCAUCAUCCAGAAGUUUGAGCCUAGCAUUAGUAUGUGUCACCAGGGCCUAAUGUCAUUUGAAGGAUUUGCAAGGUUUCUGAUGGAUAAAGAUAAUUUUGCAUCAAAAAAUGAUGAAUCACAGGAGAACAUUAAAGAAUUGCAGCUGCCCCUGUCCUACUAUUACAUUGAAUCUUCACACAAUACCUACCUCACAGGCCAUCAGCUCAAAGGAGAAUCCUCAGUUGAACUCUAUAGCCAGGUCCUCCUGCAAGGCUGCAGGAGUGUCGAGUUGGACUGCUGGGAUGGAGAUGAUGGCAUGCCCAUCAUUUAUCAUGGACACACACUGACAACCAAGAUCCCCUUCAAGGAAGUGGUCGAAGCCAUUGAUCGCAGUGCCUUCAUCAACUCUGACCUGCCAAUCAUCAUAUCGAUUGAGAACCACUGUUCAUUGCCUCAGCAACGAAAAAUGGCAGAAAUUUUCAAGACUGUGUUUGGAGAAAAACUGGUGGCUAAAUUCUUAUUUGAGAGUGACUUCUCAGAUGAUCCCAUGCUUCCUUCACCUGACCAACUUAGAAGAAAGGUGCUUCUUAAAAAUAAAAAGCUAAAAGCUCAUCAGACGCCGGUGGAUAUCUUAAAGCAAAAGGCUCAUCAGUUAGCAUCCAUGCAAGCUCAGGCCUAUAAUGGUGGGAAUGCCAACCCCCCACCUGCUAAUAACGAGGAGGAGGAAGAUGAAGAGGACGAGUAUGAUUAUGAUUAUGAAUCCCUCUCUGAUGACAACAUUCUAGAAGACAGACCUGAAAAUAAAUCAUGUAACGACAAGCUUCAGUUUGAGUAUAGUGAAGAAAUCCCCAAGAGGAUAAAGAAAGCAGAUAACUCUGCUUGCAGCAAAGGAAAGGUAUAUGACAUGGAGCUGGGAGAAGAAUUUCAUCUUCCUCAGAAUAAAAAGGAAAGCAGACAGAUUGCACCCGAGCUUUCUGACCUUGUCAUCUAUUGUCAAGCAGUAAAAUUUCCAGGCCUGUCAACUCUAAAUGCAUCUGGCUCUAGCAGAGGAAAAGAAAGAAAAAGCAGGAAGUCCAUUUUUGGCAACAAUCCGGGCAGAAUGAGCCCUGGGGAGACAGCAUCGUUUAACAAAACAUCUGGAAAAAGUUCCUGUGAAGGAAUGCGACAGGCCUGGGAGGAAUCUUCUUCCCCCCUCAGCCCAACCACGUCCCUCAGCGCUAUCAUUAGAACUCCCAAAUGUUACCAUAUCUCAUCGCUGAAUGAAAAUGCCGCCAAACGUCUGUGUCGCAGGUAUUCUCAGAAACUGAUCCAGCACACCACCUGUCAGCUGCUCAGGACCUAUCCGGCCGCCACCCGCAUCGACUCGUCCAACCCCAACCCCCUCAUGUUCUGGCUGCAUGGGAUACAGCUCGUGGCACUGAACUACCAGACUGAUGAUCUCCCUUUGCACUUAAAUGCUGCCAUGUUCGAGGCCAAUGGUGGCUGUGGCUAUGUUUUGAAACCCCCAGUUCUGUGGGACAAGAACUGUCCCAUGUACCAGAAGUUUUCUCCCUUGGAAAGAGACCUGGACAACAUGGAGCCCACCGUCUACUCUUUAACUGUUGUCUCUGGUCAGAAUGUGUGCCCAAGUAACAGCACGGGAAGCCCGUGUAUCGAGGUUGACGUCCUGGGCAUGCCGCUGGACAGCUGCCACUUCCGCACGAAGCCCAUCCAUCGAAACACUCUGAACCCCAUGUGGAAUGAGCAGUUCUUCUUCCGGGUUUACUUCGAAGACCUUGUGUUCCUUCGUUUUGCAGUCGUGGAAAACAAUAGUUCAGCAGUCACUGCUCAGAGAAUCAUUCCACUCAAGGCUUUAAAACGAGGAUAUCGGCAUCUCCAGCUGAGAAAUCUCCACAAUGAAGUCCUAGAAAUCUCUAGUUUGUUCAUAAACAGCAGAAGGAUGGAAGAAAACUCCUCUGGCAGUACUGUGCCAGCCUCUUUGAUGUUUACUACAGAAGAAAGAAAAUGUUUUCAGACUCACAGAGUCACGGUACAUGGGGUCCCAGGCCCAGAACCCUUUACUGUUUUCUCUAUAAAUGGAGGCACCAGGGCAAAGCAGCUUCUCCAACAAAUUCUAACCUCUGAACAAGACACCAGACCUAUUGCCACAGACUAUUUUUUGAUGGAAGAAAAAUAUUUUAUAUCUAAAGAAAAGAAUGAAUGCAGAAAACAACCGUUCCAGAGAGCCGUUGGUCCAGAAGAAGAGAUCGUGCAGAUUUUAAACAGCUGGUUUCCAGAAGAGGGCUAUGUUGGCAGGAUUGUCUUGAAAACCCAGCAGGAAAACGUAGAAGAGAAAAGCAUUGUUCAAGAUGACAAAGAGGUGAUCUUGACCUCGGAGGAGGAGAGUUUCUUUGUCCAAGUGCAUGACGUUUCCCCAGAGCAACCUCGAACCGUCAUCAAAGCUCCCCGUGUCAGCACGGCGCAGGAUGUCAUUCAGCAGACCUUAUGCAAAGCCAAGUACUCCUAUAGCAUUCUGAGCAACCCCAACCCGAGUGACUACGUACUUCUGGAAGAGGUGGUGAAAGACACAGCCAACAAGAAGUCUUCCACCCCCAAGUCCUCCCAGCGGGUCCUUUUGGAUCAGGAGUGUGUGUUUCAAGCCCAAAGCAAGUGGAAAGGUGCAGGGAAAUUCAUCCUUAAGCUAAAGGAGCAGGUGCAGGCAUCCCGAGAAGACAAAAGGAAAGGCAUUUCUUUUGCAAGUGAACUCAAGAAGCUCACCAAGUCCACGAAACAGCCCCGAGGACUCACAUCACCUUCUCAGGUCUUGACCUCAGAAAGUGUCCAAAACAAGGAAGAGAAACCUGUAGGCAGCUUGUCCUCCAGCGACGUGACGGACUACCAACAAUGACCGUGGGGAGCACAUUAACCAGGAAACUGGUGAUUUCUGGACUGAAGCUUUCUUCACACACGAUGUGAGGUCCACACUGGGGACAAGCAAAAUGACACAGGGCUAACGAGCUACCGUCUUCCUGAUGAAGGAAGCAAAGGAGCCCAGGAGAUUCCAUCUUACAGAUGUCAACAGUUGUUUAAAUAAAUAAAUAUAUAUAUAUGUCCAGACAGUAUCCAGCCAUGUAACAUAAGAGAGACAUUUAUCAAAGAAAAUACCAGACACAGGAACAUUGUAAGUAGGACAAUGAUGCCUCAGUCCCCUUCAAAGUAGGGACCUUGCAGUUCCAGUCGCCAUCAGCUUCCCUGUUGUCUUUUCCUGAAUCUCACUGAUGGUCUAAAGUCUCUUCCCUUUCAAAGGUGAUUUUAGUUUUGGGAAAAGCCAGAAGCUGCACGGCACCAAAUCUGGGCUGUGGGGACUGAGUCACCUGGGUGAUUUGAUGUUUUGCCAAAAAUCUCUGCACAAGAUGUGAUGCAUGAGUGGGUGUGUUAUCAUGAUGAAGCUGCCAAUCACCAGUUGCCCAUAGCCGCAGCCUUCUGAGUCAUCUGAAUAGUUUCUGCAAGAAUGUUAAGGCUUAAUGCAAAAUUUGAUGCAGAUUCAUUGCCCUACCCGCUCAAUCUUUUUUAAUACAAUGGUCACUCAGUACACGUGCUCACUCAAUGGCAUCUACUGCCUCCACUUACUAGCACAGUGAAGUCGUCAUUGUUCACAUAUGUGCAUUCCAGUCUACUCUCCUUGGCUACCAGAUUUCAUCAAUGUUGUGCAAACCAUUCUCAUUAUAUUAACAAUGACUGGACUUUUUCCAGACAAACCAUUAUAUACAUAUUAAGCUUGCAAAAAUUGACCUAGAAACAGGCAUAGCAAACAUUAUAUGUAAAGGGCCAGACAGUAAAUAUUUUCGAGCUUUAUGGCCCAUCUGGUCUCCGUUGUAACUGUUUAGCUCAGUGGUCACAGUGCAAAAUCAGCCACAGACAACACGUAGAUGAAAGAGUAUGGCUGGGUUCCAAUAAAACUGUCCACAGAUGCUGAAAUUGGAAUUACAUCAUUCCAUGUCACAAUGUUCCCUUUUUUCACAAUCACAGAAAAAUGUAAAAAUUAUUCUUAGUUCAAGAGCCAUACAAAAACAGGUGGCAGGCUGGACUUGACCCAUGGGCCAGUCUGCUCACCUAACGUAGAAAACUGGGAGCAAGCUGGUUUAGUCAUACAGUUUAUGGCUGGGAGUUGGAAGCUUUGGGGCACAGCAGAUGUAAGUACGUCCUACAGGGUUCAUUUGAGAGGAAUUCAGUUUAGUUUCCAUGUUGUGUACCAUAAUGUACUCUUCUUUAGGAUUUUUCACAUAUCCUAAAUGUUGGGGUGUUUUCCCUUGGAAGUUUAUCGCCUGUAUAUUCACAGAUUAGUCCACUUUUGGUUUUCACAAAAUUGAUUUAGAAUGAUGUGUAAUUUAAUAUCUAUGAGUUGUGAUGUCUUAAGAAACUUAACCAUUUUUUUAAAAGCAAAAGUAGAUUGAGUUGGUGUUUAUUUAUUUUGCAAGGUUUGUACUGACACUGUACUCAUGUAUUUAUUAUACAUAGCUUUCUUGAUAGCACUUGUGGAUUAGAAGCAUUAGUGAUUCUCACUAUUUGAAGACAAGUCUAAAAAGAAAAUGUAUGCUCUGAAUAUGUGAAGUGGACCAGAAUUUCAUGUGUAAAAGCUUCAUUUUCAUUUCUGAUUAACUUAAGAGCUAUUGAUCCAAGUCAUACUUGCUACUUAAGGUAAAUUAUUUUUAAAACCUUGGUGUGUAAAACCAUCACGUACAUGUAAAGGAUUCUUCUUAUUCUGUGUAAGAAGCAAAUUACAACUUUUAAAAUGAAAUGUGUGUUCCCUUAAAGUAAAAUUCAAAUUUUAUCACUAAAAUAGACAUUUCUUCUUAAAAUUAUAAAACACACUAAAAAUCCUAAACUGUUUUGAAAGUUGUGGGUUAUUUUUACCUAUUAUAAAAGAGAAUAAAGUGAUCCCAAGCCCUUCACAGAUUCUAGAAACAGAAGUGUUAAAGAUAUGCUGCACAGCUUUCAUGUUAUUGUAAGUUCUGACUGACCUAGAGCCUUCAAGCUGGAAGAACCUCCAUUUGGUUUCUCAGCAGAAUUCAGGCUCUUCUAGUUUGGUGUUUGUACAGAGCUACAGGUCGCUUUUGAAACCAAAUGAUCAGCCUAUAACAAAUGCACAAUGCUGGCCAUUUUUUAAAAAUCCAUUCCAGAGGUACUUUCUCAAACUUUUAUAAAUCAAUUAGGUGUUUACCCCUCUCGGGUUUGGCUAACCAACCACGAAUUGAAAAGUGAGUUCCUGGCCUACCUGGCUGUAGCUGAGUAAAGACUGCAGUGAUGAAAGGAAAAGCGAAACCGGCCUCCCUUGGUUUAUCAUCUGGCCUUGACUUUCAACUGCACUCCACCCCACCGCCUUGCCUUUUUAACGUAGUUGAUGUGGCUGCAGCACACCACGAGACUGAGUGUGAGGCUGGGUUGCACCGAGUAUGUGACCUGCGUUGCAACUCAACUUGGUCAUUCAUUCCACUUGGAGUUGAAAGUACAUCCCUAGUUGUAUUUGAGUCACUGGGAUUUUAGAAAGAAAACAUUACUCGAAAAUGUAAAAGGUCUACUCUGCUAGUACAACUAACCAGCAGAAAGAAACCUGGUAUUUGCCAAAAACAUGAGAUUUUAAUUUAUGGCUUAUCUGAAUUAUACAGCUAUAUUAGUAUACCAAAUGAAACUGUCCUGUUGUUUAGAAUGCAUCUAUAAUAGCCACCCAAACUAUAACCAUUACCACUUCAUACUUUCCAGACUACUAAAAAUCUGGGUAGCAGACUUUUACAAGUAAAGUUGAUAUGGAAAAGAAUCCAAAUAUGCAACCUGGGUUUAUUACAAGAUUUGAGGAAGAAAUAUUUUAAGUGGCUUCACUGAAAACAAAAGGAAAAGAGCAUGAAUUCACUCUUGGUUAGGCAAUGCCAACUGUUAAGAAAAGUCGUAGCUGGCAAGAAAGAAUUCAAGUGGAAACCCACCAUGCACUGAUGAUGGAAGAAACAGAUAAACUUCCUCAGUCACCUGUGCAUCCGAAAUUGGCCGCUUUGCAAAAUGGAAAAUUAUACAAGGGUGGUAAGGAAUCGGGAGUAAGUUUGGACAAAUCUGUAGGAGGUAACACUAUUUGGGCAGGAAGGGUCCCCUGGGAGAACACCUCUUCAUGUCAUCCUUAGUAAAAGUUACUUGUAAUUUCUCCUUUGGAGGGUAAACAUGGGGCCUAGACUUAACAAAUGAGUUACCCGUGCUCUGUUUUUAAUCAAAUUUGCUCUCAUACAAAGGUCUCCCAUCACCAUAGCUCCGAAGGCUCUGGCGGCUCAUUAAUGAAAGUGGGCCUCUUAUAUGGUCACUUCCCCUUGCUUUGUUCUCUCCCUUUGUCUCUAUUAACUUCCUCUCCUCUCCCCAGACUCCCACAGGCCUUGUUUAAUUCUGAAAAGUAAUCAGAGCUUGUAUAUUGGCCUGGUAAACUUGAAUUAACUCUAAAAACACAAAGCCCCGGAAGCUCGGCUCCCACGCCCAUAGAAUAGGACAGGUUUUCCCGGUUACCGUCCGAUUUCACGCUUGGCAGGUGACAUGCAGCCUGGAGGGGGAGGGCUCUCUAGAUGGCUGCCUCAGGCUCCUUUCAGCUGUUCACCACAUCAGCAGCGAGGCAAGAGGUGAGCCCAGGGGCCCUUCCCAAAGUUUUUAGAGAAGGAAAAUGGCCUCACACACAGCCCGUACUUGGGCCAACAUUUCCGUGACAGUGCUUGUUAACGUGUGUGUUCUCUGCCAUCCCCACGCAUCAGCUUCCGCAGAGCAAUCCUUGACCAGUGAGUGGUUCAGUACUCUGGCACAGGAGUACCUGCAAUGAAUGUCUGUCAAAUAUCUGCUGAAUCUCCAUGAUUAUCAGACUAUUCACAGACGUCUCUUAGAUACAAACCAUACUAUGCUCAAGGCUGCCAUCAAGCAAGCGUCUGAAACCUCCUCUAUUUCCGAUUACACAGGUCUCCAAACAACUCACUCUGAUGCUGUUAGGUAAUGUAUUUUUUUCAGUGUGGGCGAAUGACUUAACUCAGCUUUCAAGACCACGGAAGACUGAGGCUGUGAAUCUUACUCCCCAUCAUUACCCCACUUCACUUGUAAGUGCCUAGCACAGUGCAAAGCACAUAGUAGGUGCUCUGUAUUUGUCUAGUUUAAAAAAUAGGGCUGUAGCUCAGUGUAGCCUCAGGGCAUGUCUGUGUGUGUCUGUGUUAUUACUGAUGGCUACCAUUACUCCAUUCUGAAAAUGAAACUUAUGAAAAUGAGGCUAUAUACACUAAUGCUCAAAUUCAUAGAGGAUGUUCAAAAACUAGAUAUAUAACUUCAUGGUCCCACUGUGAUUCUCUAUAUAUGUAACAAGAAGGUUAAAAGCAUAAUGCAGGUGUGAAUUGGUUGAUGAAUUUCUAUUUUAAAAUUUAUUUUUCUUCUAAACUAUAGUUUCUAAUGCCAAAGUGAAAUAUAGACGUAUCUGUAUAUGUUUGGAAAAUAAAUGACGUGUGGCAUGUACUGGUGACUUGCCCUCCAUAAGAAAGACAUUCCUGACCCUUGUUUUAUAUCUAAAAGGUGGGUUAAGAACAAAUAUUUAUAUGCUGAGGCAUACAUUUCUCAUCAUUAAAUAAUCAAGCCUAAAAAAACUGGUCUUAGAAACACUUUUUAAAACACAUGUAAGAAUUUGCUGAAGAGAUUACAUCACUAUUAAAGCUGAUACUCCCCAUUCUGUUAGAAUAAUAAGGAAGCUUUCUGUUUUCAUUUACUUCAAGACAAAAAAAAAAAGCUUUAAGCUCUACUAGGCCAAAAUCACUGGCCUCUCUAGCUCUGAACCAGGACCAGGACUAUUUAGUUGGACUGCUGUGGACUG
Molecule: messenger RNA, 12511 nt
Organism: Artibeus jamaicensis (Jamaican fruit-eating bat)
Lineage: Eukaryota; Metazoa; Chordata; Mammalia; Chiroptera; Phyllostomidae
Gene: PLCE1
Product: phospholipase C epsilon 1
Exons: 33
Coding region: 665-7549 (2294 amino acids)
Biological process (GO): phosphatidylinositol-mediated signaling; lipid metabolic process; small GTPase-mediated signal transduction
Molecular function (GO): phosphatidylinositol-4,5-bisphosphate phospholipase C activity; guanyl-nucleotide exchange factor activity
Source: RefSeq, a predicted model, not a curated record